AUGAAGAAUCAUACUGUUUUUUUCCUUUUCUUUUUUUUGGUACUUAUUUUUUAUAUAUUUCACAUUGAGGGUAUUUAUUUAAACAAAAAUUCUCUUACAAAUGACAAAAACAUUUUGAUUUGUGAUAAUAGUAUACAUGGCAAAUCAAUCAAAAUAAAUAAUAAAAAAAAAACAUCAGAUAUGCUUCCCUCCCAUAUGGAACAGAGAAUAAAAAAUAAGAGUAAGACAUUUUUUAUAGAUGGAGGAAAGAAUUUGCAUCUUUUUUCAAAAAAAAAAAGAAAUAUACAUAAUUCAAAUGGAAAUAAGGCAAGAAAUUCAAAUGUAUUAUAUGCAGAAGAUUAUAAAAUAAAUUUAACAGAAAAACCAUUAAUUGAAGAUGUACCUCGAAAUGUUAAAGGAAGGAUAAAUGAAUGGAUAAAUGAAUUUGAUGAAAAUAAUACUUUGGGAUUUUUUCCGAUUCUAUUAGAAGAAAUGUCUAAUGAACCAUCACCUUUGCAAGUUGGAUUUGAAGAUUAUAUGCAGUUUAAUGGAGAACAUGUAGAAGAAAUAUUUAAAAAUAUGACACGAGAAGUUGUUAUAAAUGGAGAAAAGAAAAAAAUAUUUGGAAUGUGUUUUUUUAAUCAUAAAACAGGAGUCCUAGCUCCUUUAGCUAUAUAUGCAGAAAUUAAAGAUGUAACAAAGGUAGGUAAUAAUCUUGCUGUUAAAGGUUUAGUUAGAGGUCGUGUAAUUAUUGAUGAAAUUGUAAGUCAAGAACCAUGUAUUUUAGGUAAAAUUUCACCUAUAGAAGAUAAAAAAGGUUUAGUUGAACCCGAAGAAAGUUUAAAAAUUAUAGAUGAAAUUAUUAGAAUACAUACACAAUGUUCCAAUAUGGAAUCACAAUUAAUGGAACAACUCGAUCAAUCCUUUGCAUCUAUGAAUAUCAAAUUAAGAAAUGAUUUAAAAGAAUCUAUUGAUGCUAAAUUAGAAAAAUUCCAAAUUGAUCCAUCAGAUGUUGAACAAAGACAAGCAUUCGUUCAAAUGGCUUCUUUUGCUGCUUUCGAUUUCCAUCUUAUGAUUGUAGAUAGAUACGAUGCUCUUAUGUUGCAAAAUUCCGAAGAUAGAUUAAGAUUUGUUAGAGAUAAAAUCAGGCAAAAACAAAAACAACUAGCCAUCAUUAAAAAUACACCAAAAGAUAAAUUACAUGAAAUAUUGCAACAAGUACAAAAUCUAAAAAAUCAAAAUAUGCAACCACCUAAUUUUCCCAAAAAUGAAAAUUAA
This is a messenger RNA of Plasmodium adleri (nom. inval.), 1257 nucleotides long. Its product is annotated as conserved Plasmodium protein, unknown function. Lineage: Eukaryota; Apicomplexa; Aconoidasida; Haemosporida; Plasmodiidae. The transcript has a single exon. The record is from RefSeq and is a predicted model, not a curated record. The coding region runs from base 1 to 1257 and encodes 418 amino acids.